Messenger RNA from Salvia miltiorrhiza (redroot sage), 2423 nucleotides. Its product is annotated as probable acyl-activating enzyme 17, peroxisomal. The transcript has 14 exons. The record is from RefSeq and is a predicted model, not a curated record. The coding region runs from base 122 to 2293 and encodes 723 amino acids. NCBI's taxonomy places the organism in Eukaryota, Viridiplantae, Streptophyta, Magnoliopsida, Lamiales, Lamiaceae.
UUUUUGUCGCCAAAUAUUGUAUUGUACUGUUGAAAAGCACAAAUUGGAUGACCCAUCCAUCAACCAACUUUCCUUUCCUUCACUAACUCAUCGCCAGUUUCUCUCUAUUGCAAUUUCGCAAAUGGCAAGUGAUCAUUACAAGUCCCUCGACGGCAUCACCGCCGCUGACAUAGCGGCGUUGGGCAUAUCCACGGAAACCGCCGAGCAACUCCACCGCCAGCUGGCCGGGAUUAUCGAAAACCACGGAGCCGGAACUUCCCGAACGUGGCAGAACAUCUCCAAACACCUUCUCAAACCGGACCUACCAUUUUCCUUCCAUCAGAUCAUGUACUAUGGCUGCUACAAACAUUUCGGACCCGACCCGCCGGCCUGGAUGCCCGACACUGGUGGAGCAAAUGAGACUAAUGUUGGCAAACUGUUGCAAGAACAUGGAAAAGAAUUCUUGGGGCCAAAAUAUGUGGAUCCUAUCUCAAGCUUCCUCCAUUUUCAGGAAUUUUCUGUCUCAAACCCUGAGGUUUAUUGGAAAGCUUUAUUUGUCAAAAUGGGUGUCUGUUUUUCAACUCCUCCUGAAUGCAUUUUGCGUGAGGAUCCUACUCAACCAGGUGGUAAGUGGCUUCCAUCCGCAACUACUAAUCCAGCAAACAACUGCCUGACUGUGAGUGGUCAGAGGACUCUUGAUGAUAUUGCUGUCAUAUGGCGUGAUGAAGGCGAUGAUGAAUUGCCUUUAAAUAAGAUGACCGUCAAGGAGCUUCGUGCAUCAGUUUGGCUUGUUGCCCAUGCAAUAGAAACCUUGAAACUGGAGAAGGGCUCAGCAAUUGCCAUAGAUAUGCCCAUGAAUUGCAACUCUGUGGUUAUCUACCUUGCAAUAGUACUAGCUGGUUACGUAGUUGUGUCAAUUGCUGAUAGUUUUGCACCAGCUGAAAUAUCUACGAGGCUCAAAAUAUCAAAAGCAAAAGCAAUUUUCACUCAGGAUUUCAUCAUUCGAGGUGGUAGAGAACUUCCGUUGUACAGUAGAGUUGUUGAUGCACAAUCACCAAUAGCAAUUGUAGUUCUCACUAGAGGCUCCAGUAUCACCAUGACAUUGCGUGAUAAUGACAUUUCCUGGCAGAGUUUUCUUGAGAGAGCCAAUGAUUCCAAAGAAGUUGAGUUUGUUGCUGUGGAAAAACCAACUAAAGCAUUCACAAAUAUUCUCUUCUCAUCAGGAACAACAGGGGAACCAAAAGCAAUCCCAUGGACUGUUGCUACACCUUUUAAAGCUGCUGCUGAUGGAUGGUGCCACAUGGACAUUCGCAAAGGUGAUGUAAUUGCUUGGCCAACUAAUCUUGGGUGGAUGAUGGGUCCCUGGCUUGUUUAUGCUUCAUUGUUAAAUGGGGCUUCAAUAGCUCUAUAUAAUGGAUCUCCCCUUUCUUCUGGAUUUGCCAAGUUUGUGCAGGAUGCUAAAGUGACAAUGCUGGGUGUGAUACCUAGUAUUGUGAGGGCAUGGAAAACUGCAAAUUCAACAGCUUCUUAUGAUUGGUCUGCAAUCCGUUGCUAUGCAUCCACUGGUGAGGCAUCUAAUGUGGAUGAAUACCUCUGGCUGAUGAGUAGAGCUCAAUACAAGCCUGUUAUUGAGUAUUGUGGUGGCACUGAAAUAGGCGGCGGAUUUGUUACUGGUUCUUUGUUGCAAAAUCAAUCUCUAGCAGCUUUUAGCACACCUGCCAUGGGAUGCAGUCUGUUUAUUCUUGGGGAUGAUGGUGUUCCGAUUCCACAAAACCAUACUGGAAUUGGUGAACUAGCCCUUGGUUCACUCAUGUUUGGAGCAUCUAGCACGCUACUGAAUGCUGAUCAUCAUAGUAUCUACUUCAAGGACAUGCCAAUUUGGAAUGGGAAGGUUCUCAGAAGACAUGGCGAUCUCUUUGAGCGUACAUCAAAAGGUUACUAUCGUGCACAUGGCCGCGCUGAUGACACCAUGAAUCUUGGUGGUAUAAAGGUCAGCUCGGUUGAGAUUGAGCGAAUCUGUAAUGCAGUCAGUUCAGAUAUCCUGGAAACAGCAGCAAUUGGGGUGCCGCCUCCCGGUGGAGGACCGGAGCGGUUAGUAGUUGCCAUUGUGUUCAAGGACUCUGACAAACCACUGUCGGACUUGAGUAGUCUGGCUGCAUCUUUCAAUUCAGCCCUUCAGAAGAAACUAAACCCUCUUUUCAAGGUGUCCGAAAUCAUAGCCCUGUCUUGUCUUCCAAGGACAGCUACGAACAAAGUAAUGAGAAGGGUUUUGAGGGAGCAAUUCUCUCAAAGUGAUCAGAAUUCCAAACUGUGAUGAUCAACAUCCAUCUAUCGAACUCUAUUAGGGGUGUGUUUUUUGAUAGAAAAUUUCCAACGCGCACUCGCUGCACUUCACGCUAAAUAUGUGCAAAAAUUUCAUAUUUACAAAAUUUUAGCAUUGAUCA